Myotis brandtii (Brandt's bat) is the source of this 604-nucleotide messenger RNA. RefSeq names its product kininogen-1. Gene Ontology annotation, cellular component: blood microparticle; extracellular region. NCBI's taxonomy places the organism in Eukaryota, Metazoa, Chordata, Mammalia, Chiroptera, Vespertilionidae. Gene Ontology annotation, molecular function: cysteine-type endopeptidase inhibitor activity. Gene Ontology annotation, biological process: positive regulation of cytosolic calcium ion concentration; negative regulation of blood coagulation; negative regulation of endopeptidase activity. The record is from RefSeq and is a predicted model, not a curated record. The transcript is spliced from 2 exons. The coding region runs from base 173 to 574 and encodes 133 amino acids.
GUCCUUUAUAAGAGGGCAAAUAGUGGAGGGUAGCAGGAAGCCAAGCAGAACCCUAAAGUGCUAAGACAGAGAGAGGAGAGACAGAAGAGAUAAGAGGCUGAAGAGAGUUAACAUCAGCCUCCAAGUUAGCUUCCAAUUCUUGGUGAAACUCCCAGAGGGAGACUGAUAAAUCAUGAAGUUAAUUGCCAUCAUUUUCCUUUGUUCCAGGCUGCUAACAAGUUUCGCCCACCAGGACCAACCUCAAGAAAUUGACUGCAAUGAUGAGGAUGUAUUUAAGGCUGUGGAUGCAGCUCUGAAGAAAUACAAUAAUGGAAGAAAAAGUGGCAACCAGUUUGUAUUGUACCGCAUAACGGAAGUCAUCAAGACGGGAGACCGGAAAAUAUUUUAUUCUGUCAAGUACGAAAUCAAGGAGGGCGACUGUCCUGCUCAAAGUGGCAAAACCUGGCAAGACUGUGACUACAAAGAACCUGAGCAAGCUGUAAGUGUGAUGGUCCGGAGCCUCCAGUUUUCUCAAUUGAGACCAAAUUAUUCUGUUAGUGCUGGGGGUGAUGAGUACUGUGGAGCCUGUUUGUGAGGAGUGCACAUAAAUGCUCAUAUGUGUACA